This is a messenger RNA of Adelges cooleyi (spruce gall adelgid), 1875 nucleotides long. It is a transcript of the gene eEF5, whose product is annotated as eukaryotic translation initiation factor 5A. Gene Ontology annotation, molecular function: RNA binding; ribosome binding; translation elongation factor activity. The record is from RefSeq and is a predicted model, not a curated record. The coding region runs from base 162 to 644 and encodes 160 amino acids. Gene Ontology annotation, biological process: positive regulation of translational elongation; positive regulation of translational termination. Lineage: Eukaryota; Metazoa; Arthropoda; Insecta; Hemiptera; Adelgidae. The transcript is spliced from 5 exons.
UGUCGCCCUAAAGGCUGGAAUUUUUUUUUUUUUGAAAUUCGUUAGAACUGUACUGCCUUAAUUAUUGUUUAAGUUAUUUCAAACUUAUAUUUAACAUAUUAUUAUAGAAGUAGUAUAGUUCGUUUUGUUAUCAUUCUGUUGACGAAUUUUGUUUUGAAAAAAUGGCUGACAUCGAAGAUACUCACUUUGAUACUGGAGACUCUGGCGCGUCUACAACGUACCCCAUGCAAUGUUCGGCUCUGCGAAAGAACGGUUUCGUCAUGUUGAAAGCCCGCCCUUGUAAAAUUGUGGAUAUGUCUACUUCUAAGACUGGUAAGCACGGCCACGCUAAGGUUCAUUUAGUUGGCUUAGACAUAUUUUCUGGCAAGAAGUAUGAAGAUAUUUGUCCUUCAACUCACAAUAUGGACGUUCCCCAUGUCAAGCGUGAAGAUUAUCAGUUAACUGACAUAUCAGAUGAUGGUUUCUUGAGUUUGAUGUCUGACAACGGUGAGUUGCGUGAAGAUUUGAAGGUCCCAGACAGUGAGCUUGGCCUACAAUUAAAAACCGACUUCGAUCUUGGAAAAGAGCUUUUGUGUACUGUAUUGAAGUCUUGCGGUGAAGAGGUUGUGAUUGCCAUUAAAACAAACACAGCUUUAGACAAAUAAUAAUAACAAACGACUUAAUAAGUUGAACGAGUUAAAACAUUUCUUUUUUUUUUUUUUAUACUAAGUGGCUAAAACAUUUUCAAAAUCUUCUUUUUAAUUAUUAUUAUUAUUAAUAAAACUUAGAAUAUGAUAAAUUACUUGUAAACUGUUAUUAAUUACACUGUAUAAUAAUCUACCGACCUUCAAUAUAUUUAAAUUUCUAUUUAAAUAUUAUGAUGGUAGCUAUAUUAAAAAAUAAAUCAUUGUUUUUAAUUUUUAUAAGUUAUAAAUAAAAGCUAUGGGUUUAACCAGAUUUUGAAAUAUAUGCAGCCAGUCACAAAUAUUAUAAAAAAAAGUGGAGUUUCUUUUGGACUUUUUUUAUACCUUUUCCAGAUCUACAGUAAUACAAAUAAAAAAAAUAGUAUGACACCAUAUAAAAUAUUUUUCAUCAUAUGUAUAAUUUAAGAUUUAUUUUAUAAUAACCUACUGCUCAUACCAUAAUAUAUAACAUUUUUGCCGAUAUUAACUCUUAUGUAUGUUAAGAUAAAAUUGUUAAAUGUAUAUUACCUAUUAAUAUAAGUUUUGAUAGUGUACCACUUACGUCACCUUGUUUUGAUACUUUCUAAAUUUUCUAAUUUUAUUCUCUCGUACAGAUGUAGUUUUCAUUUUAAAAUUAAAAAUUAAAAUUGUAUACAAGUAUAAUUUAUAAAAUUGUGAAAACUACUCUGUAAUUAUAAAUUGAGUUUGGUUUAAAAUGUAUAUUAAUUAUAGUUAAUUGUGGAGGACUUCUAUCUGAAAUGUUUUUAAUUUCAGUUUUUUUUUCUAUUGUAGAUUAAUGUCAAUGGCAUUUGAUAAUUUUGAUUUGUAAGAAGUAAUCGGAUAAAUUAUUAAAUUAGCUUAAUACUUAAAUUAAGAAAUAUUUCCAUCUGCUAAUUAAAACAUAUUUUAAAGAUUUAACUGUUUGAAAAUGUCUUAAUGUGUAUUCGGACUAAAAAGGAUAAUCAUAAUAACUAUUCGUAAAUUUUAUACUUAGGGUUUUAAUUUUUUUUCUCGUGCAAUAGCUUGUGAAAAUUUGUUAAACAUAUUGCUGAUGGACUUAAUAUUAUUAAAUUUUGUGUCCAUUAACUUAGCUUGGAUAUUGAUCAUCUCUAUCAGUGUUUGUUGUAGCACUGGUAUUUAAAUAAUUUGGUCAGUUUCAAAUAUUUUUUUAAAUACUUCAUUUACAAGUAUUUAAUAAACUAUUUUAAUUCAA